GGCCGCCCGGCAGCAGCAAGCUCCGCAACCCCAGCGGCAGCCGCCGCCGCGGCGCCUACGGCCGGAGGACGGCGGCCCGGGCGCCGCCUCCACCUCGGCCGCUGCCGCCGCCAUGGCGACUGUCGGGGAGCGCAGGCCCCUGCCCAGUCCAGAGGCGAUGCUGGGACAGUCGUGGAAUCUGUGGGUCGAGGCUUCGAAACUUCCUGGGAAGGACGGGACGGAAUUGGACGAAAGUUUCAAGGAGUUUGGGAAAAACCGUGAAGUCAUGGGGCUCUGUCGCGAAGACAUGCCAAUAUUUGGUCUCUGUCCGGCCCAUGAUGAUUUCUACUUGGUGGUGUGUAACGACUGUAAUCAGGUUGUCAAACCCCAGGCAUUUCAAUCACAUUAUGAAAGAAGACACAGCUCAUCCAGCAAGCCUUCUCUGGCCGUUCCUCCUACUUCAGUAUUUUCCUUCUUCCCUUCUCUGUCCAAAAGCAAAGGCGGCAGCGGAAGUGGAAGCAGCCGGUCUUCCAGUGGAGGUGUUCUGAGCACAUCCUCAUUAAGUUCCAAGUUGUUGAAAUCGCCCAAAGAGAAACUGCAGCUCAGGGGGAACCCCAGGCCCAUGCAGUCCUUUCAGCCAAGUCGAGUCCCCCAUGGUAGAAUCAUGACGCCCUCUGUCAAAGUGGAAAAGAUUCAUCCAAAAAUGGAUGGUGCACUACUGAAAUGUGCAGUGGGGCCCACCUGUCCUGCUACUGUGAGUUCCUCAGUCAAGCCUGGCCUUAACUGCCCCUCAAUACCAAAGCCAACCUUGCCUUCACCUGGACAGAUUCUGAAUGGCAAAGGGCUUCCUGCACCACCUACUCUGGAAAAGAAGUCUGAAGAUAAUUCCAAUAACAGGAAAUUUUUAAAUAAGAGAUUAUCAGAAAGAGAGUUUGAUCCUGACAUACAUUGUGGGGUCAUUGAUCUUGACACCAAGAAGCCCUGUACCCGGUCUUUGACAUGCAAGACACAUUCCUUAACCCAGCGGAGAGCUGUCCAGGGCAGAAGAAAGCGAUUUGAUGUGUUAUUAGCCGAGCACAAAAACAAAACCAGGGAAAAGGAAUUGAUUCGCCAUCCGGACUCUCAGCAACCAACACAGCCUCUCAGGGACCCGCAUCCCACCCCUCCUAGAACUUCACAGGAGCCACACCAAAACUCUCACGGAGUGAUUCCUUCCGAAUCAAAGCCUUUCAUAGCUAGUAAACCUAAACCUCACACCCCCAGUCUUCCAAGGCCUCCAGGCUGCCCUGCUCAGCAAGGUGGGAGUACCCCCAUGGACCCUUCUCCAGUCCAUGAAUCUCCACACCCUCCCCUGCCUGCUACUGAGCCAGCUUCUCGGUUAUCCAGUGAGGAGGGAGAAGGCGAUGACAAAGAAGAGUCUGUUGAAAAACUGGACUGUCACUAUUCAGGUCACCAUCCCCAGCCAGCGUCUUUUUGCACAUUUGGGAGCCGGCAGAUUGGGAGAGGCUAUUACGUGUUUGACUCCAGGUGGAACCGGCUUCGCUGCGCCCUCAGCCUCAUGGUGGAGAAGCAUCUGAAUGCGCAGCUGUGGAAGAAAAUCCCACCAGUGCCCAGCACCACGUCGCCCGUCUCUACACGUGUUCCUCACCGGACAAACUCGGUGCUGCCAUCACAGUGUGGGGUCAGCUAUCUGGCAGCAGCCACCGUGUCUACAUCCCCUGUCCUGCUCUCGUCCACCUGCAUCUGCCCAAAUAGCAAAUCGGUACCAGCUCAUGGAACCACACUAAAUGCACAGCCUGCCACCUCCGGGGCAGUGGAUCCUGUGUGCAGUAUGCAAUGCAGACAAGUGUCCUCCUCCUCGUCCCCUUCCACGCCCUCUGGCCUCUCCUCAGUGCCCAGCUCCCCCAUGCCCAGGAAACCUCAGAAGUUGAAAUCCAAGUCUUUAAGGCCCAAGGAGUCUUCUGGUAGCAGCAGUAACUGUCACAGCGCCAGUAGCACUAGUACCAGCGGCUCAGGAAAGAAACGCAAGAACAGCUCCCCGCUGCUCGCCCGCCCCUCCUCCUCGUCUUCUCAUUCCAUGGAGUCUUUCAGGAAAAACUGUGUGGCUCCCUUGGGGCCUCCCUACCCCUCAGCAGUACCGGCUUCCCAUGGCAUUGGCCUCAACUGUGUGGCAAAUAAGACGAACUCGGUGAGUGUCCGGCACGACCAGGCAGGGAGGGGCCCCCCUGGAGGGAGCCCCGCGGAGUCCAUCAAGAGGAUGAGCGUGAUGGUAAACAGUGGCGACUCCACGCUCUCGCUGGGCCCAUUCAUCCACCAGGCCGGCGAGCUGCCCAUCAACUCCCACGGCGGCUACUCGCAUGCACACACUCCGCUGGACAAACUCAUAGGGAAGAAGAGGAAGUGCUCACCUGGCUCGGGCAGCGUCAGCAGCGGCACCAGACCCACCAAGGUGCCCCGAUCGCCCGCCGUGAACAACAUGCAUGUGAGGCACACGGGCAGCAGCCCCGGGGCCCCAGCACUGGUGACCAGCUCCCUCCUCCAUCAGCCAAAGGCGCGUCCCUGACAGCUGACAAUAGCCCGGGGAGGAAUAAUCUGGAUGCUUUUGAUGACAAGUUACACCUCCACUCAGCACUCUGGACUCCAUGAUGCCUUUGAGUCUGUUUUCCCAACCUCCUGCGGGCCUCAAGGCUGGAAAUCUGCUGGGCUCUUGUUGUACCGAGGAUUUCCCUGAAGCUCUGUCUGUAGCAGUGAGUACUCCUAAAGGACACUGGAUCAAGUUGAGCCACCGAAUUGCUUUUCUCAGUGUUAUAGUGGUCUGGACUGCUUGCUACCAAUCUGUGUGAAGUUUUUGUUUUGUUUUUUAACUUGCAGUAUAUCAUGGAGCCACUGUUUGAGUAGAUAUAGGCUGGGCGAGAGAACGUGUUGGGAAGAGCAUCACUGUAGACCUUUCUCCCUGCCCCGCCCCCCACCCCAGCUCUGUUGUACACUGUCUUCUGUAGGUCACUGUCCAGCAGGUAGGGACCUUAACUGGAGGCACCUUCCAGAGGAGAGCACGGCUGCGCCGAGCAGCCCUCCAGAGAAGGCGCCCGUCGUUAGGCCCUGAGCGCAGCGUUCCAGGAAUGGAAGUAGAUGUUAGCGAAGGCACCGUGUUGGCCUGUAUCUUUGCCCAGCCUUUUUUGCAAGUAGUUUGGGAUAAGAAGCUGUCAGACAUUUCUAAGUUACAAACUGGUUUGAAGUCAUUGAUGCCCAGAAAGGAAGUGUACACUGUUUUAGAGGCUUACUUUCCAUGGUACAAAAGCAAUUCUGUGUGUUUAAGACAAGGAAAUACAAAUGCAAACUAGUUUUGAUAAGGGAAAGCCAAAUUUUGGUUGUAGGUGGGUGGGGUGGGGUGGAUGAUACAGGGGAAAAUUUUUUUCUAAGAGUUCCAAAGAGAUGAAAAGUCCCAUGUUAAACAGUGUGGCAGAUGGGGUCGGUUGUCCUGCCCAGUCUCCUGCUUUCAAAAAAUUGCCUUCGAAAAGUGAAAUGGUGAGGAUGCAGCGAAACUCAUUCACAAAGUCACUGCUGUGCUCAAGUGUGCCCCGGCACUCUGCGUCACUUGCCAUGUCCUUGGACACCCUCCUGGGACUCUCUAGAUUCCUGCUUUGAGCAGCGCCUCCAGUGUGUGUCUGCGCUUCUGCCCUGCUGGUAAUUUGGAUGCCCUGGGGUGGGGAGCAGGUACCCAGGGAGGGAAGCUGGCCAAGGUGCGCCAUGCAGAGAUGCUAGGACACAUGCAGUGUCUCCCCAACAUGCCCUCCUGCCUAGUGGUUGGUGCCAGCCGUCCUCCGGGAGAGAGCCUCGGAGCCCCCCCAGGGGCUCCACCCCAAAUGAAAGAGCUUACUGUGUGAAAGCGUCGCUGCUCGAGAAGGUGUCACUGAGUUUGGGGGAUGAGCUGGGGCUUUUUGACAGGUGAUUCCACCUCUGCAGCCGGACAGGGGCACCAGGCGCUUCCGCUCCGUGAACACACAGAGUUGUAGCGCGCAGGGUACAUUCCCCGGGCUCCGAGCAUUACCCUGGGCAGGGCCCGGACAGAGCCGAUCAGUGCAUCCUUUUUUUCUUUACAAUUCUUGGGUUACAAACUUCAAUUUCAGGGAACUUCAAGUCAGCAACAGGUAGAAUGAAUAAAUUCUUGGUUACCAGCCUAAUAAUGUGAAUUGCUACAGAAUUAUUAUUAAGAAGACAAAAACUUUAUGCAGAUGCUUUAGCUAUAAAUUGAUGUAAAAUACUGAUUUUUUUUUUUAAAGGAACGAGGGAGAACAGUAUACUAUUCACUUAUUAUGCAAUCAAUCAGUAAAUGUCUUUAAAAUACUAUAUGAGAGCUUAGUAAGGAGAGAGCAUGGAUGGGCAGUUGGAGGUUUUAGGAGAGACCGGUCUGGUUGGUCCAUCCCAGCGGAGGGCUGGACAGGACGUAGGAGGGACUCAGAACAGACUUAGCUGAUUCCUUGGUGACAAGUGCAAUGGGGAAUGGGUAGAAUUUAUUCUCAGAGCCAAGGGGACUUGAUGGUUAUAAAUGAAGUUGCUUCUAGUGAUGGAAUUUAUAGACAGAUCAUGUCGUUCCAAAAGAUGUGAAUAGGAUCCAUGAUAGCAAGUUUUUUCAGAAUAAUGUAGAUACUUAGAUAAGUGAGUGUUGAUCAUUUGAUUUCUUAGACUGAGGUUUUAAUUGAAUUUCAUUAUGUCUCCCUGUAGUGCACAGAGCAUCGGGAUUAGGAAAUUAGCCAUUUUGGAUUCUGCCUGCCACAAACAGACCUAUUCUAAACAGUGCUAUUUAAAUUUUAGACUGUUGUUCAAAUGUUUUAUUUUCUCCAACAACUACUUUUUAUUGUGAACAAUUAAGACCAUUUAAAACAUGGGGAGUACAAGUAUUUUUUGAAUUAACUUGGAAAAACCAAAUUUGCAGUGGUUGGGUUAUUUCUAGAUAGACUUUGGUAUCAAUUUAAAACCAAGAUAAUUUUUAUAUUCUUUCCACUAGAAUUUCAUGACAACUCCUGCAGUUUUCUUAACCUACAAAAAAAAAAAGAAAAAAAAUGCUGCAAUGAUGAACAAAGAAUUAUACAAAACCUACUUUUGUAUCUUUAUUUUGGAAUUUCUUGUUCUAUUAUAAAUAUGGAAGUAUCCCUAUUUCAGAAGACAUAUUUUGUUAAAAAUGAAUUGUACAUAUUUAAAUAUGUAUUUUUGCACAGGUCUUUUUUUCUGAUAUCCUGUUUUGGUACAAUUGAGAUCAUCUAGUAUUUAUUUAUUAAUUAAUGAAAGUAAAUACCUUUUUAUAAUUUGAAGUGGUUCACUGCCAAGCCAAUAGUUCUAGAACCUGCCUCCUUUACAGUUUAAGGGACGCCUCUGUUCUGUGAAAGUCUCUUUGUCCCUUUUAAUGUCUUGGGAGUGGAUUCAUACAGACACGGUGGCGCUGCUUCCCGUGGUCGCCUGAUCUCCUGAUGGACUACAUGUAACUAAGUGACACACUGCUUUUCUUUGGUUUGUUAUUUUAUGUGCGCGUGUGUAUGUCUGCGCCUGAGUGUGUGUGCGCACUGUGCACACGUGUGUGUUAGUAUGUGAUGUGGUUUAAAACUAAUGGAAAAAAAACUGAAAGUGCCUGAACCUAGUUUUAAGCUUAGACAGAUUCUUUAAAAAGACUUGAAUGUUCAGUUGAACUUUUUUGGAGUUUGCUUUUUCCACCUAAAUGUUGUUUCUAAAAUUUUAGGGGAGGAGUUGAAAGCCACCAACGCUGGCAAUUUUAUAAGGUAUUUCAACAUUAACUCCUUUCGGUUCACAGUCAUUCAGCUGGUGACGGAUGGCCCCGUGGCUCCAGGGGUUCCAGAUCUUGUCAGCCAGCAGCUUACACAAUGUGUCCAUUUUGUUAUUCACUCAUGAAAUUUAGAGCUUAAAAUAGAAUAUUUGAAAUAUUGUUUUCCAAAAAUACAAUACAAAGUACCUCUGAGAACCUUGAAAAAAUGUAUAAUUUGAAAAAUGUAACUUAUAAAGGCAGCUGUCUUCCUGUGAGAGUUCUGUUGCCAAGGAAUUUCUUAAUCUCUCUCAUUCUGUCUGGGGGGGAGAAAGUUGAGCUUUGGAAAUGAUUGUUAAAAGUUUCAUUGUUUCACAGAAAAUAAUCAUUUUUACUUUUUUUUGCAAAACAUUUUACAUUUUCGGAUCAUUCAAAUGAGCACUACAUACUGUCAGUGUGAAUGUAGGGCCUUGAAAGCAUUUGGCUGUUUUGUUUUUUUUAGCUUGGUUAUAAAAGCAAUCUCCUGUGUUGAAAUGUGUGAAUAGUUUGAUAAUUUGUACACAUAAUCAAGAGCAUCUCAGCUGGACUUUGUGUUGGCUGCUGUAUAGAACAUGAACAAAUGUCAAGGGAUAGAAAAUUACUUUGGAUAUUUAAAAGAGAAGAAAUAUAUAGUCUAUUUGUUUUGUAACAAGUUUCUGUAAAUAAAAUAAUUUAUACUAUUUAUAAGAAAAAGUUGUGCUUUGCUUUAUGAGAAAUUAGUUUGUGGAACAUACAUGUUACUAUAAACGGGCAAUAAAAUUAGGACUUUUCAAUAAA
Molecule: messenger RNA, 6547 nt
Organism: Manis javanica (Malayan pangolin)
Lineage: Eukaryota; Metazoa; Chordata; Mammalia; Pholidota; Manidae
Source: RefSeq, a predicted model, not a curated record